AUGCAUCAUCGACUGCUUCUUUUGCUCACUGCCAUUUCAUCUAUCCUUGUAAAGGCACCAUAUGGUUUCAGUGUUGAUCUUGUUCAUCGCCAUUCACCACUGUCUCCCUUCUACAAUGCUUCUCUAGUCUCCUCCGAGAUCCUAAGAAAAAAUGCCAUUCAUUCAAUGCACCAAGUCGAACUCUUACAGUCUUCGAUUAAGGACAACGUCGCCAAAUCCAUCGUUGUUCCGAGUGAUCAGGGCUUUUAUCUGAUGAACCUGUCCUUUGGAACCCCACCUGUUGAAUACUUUGCCAUUGUUGAUACAACAACCGACCUUACUUGGAUACAAUGUGUUCCGUGUACUCGGUGUUACUCUCAAGGCUCUUCUCUUUUCGAUCCCGAAGCGUCUUCUACUUACCAAGCGUUUUCUUGCGAUUCACAGAUUUGUCAAGCUUUGAGUGGAGAACAAUGCUUCAAGACCAAUGAUUGUCAAUAUAAUAUUACCUAUCCGGAAGGGUCGAGUACCCUUGGAAUCCUGAGUUCCGAUACCUUGAGUAUCGAUUCCGAAAAUGGCGAAAAAAUCGCAUUCCCCAUGUCUAUAUUUGGCUGUGGACGUAAUAAUCAAGUUAACUUCGGACACCCUGGCUUUGCUGGAAUUGUCGGCCUAGGAGGAGGGCCUUUUUCAUUAAUUUCUCAGAAAGCAACUCAAAUUAAUUACAGAUUUUCCUAUUGUUUUGCUCCAGAUUCUGCAAAAUCUAGUGGUAAACUAAUAUUCGGACAAGAAUCGAUAACUUCUCGUCCCGGUUCUGUUUCGACUCCUCUUGUGUCCAAUUACCCUCAAUCGUUCUACUACCUUACUCUCGAAGGUGUUACCGUAGGAAACAAGACCGCAUGGUCGUCUUCAAGCCAAGGGAAUGUCGUCAUUGCUUCUGCGAUUACAUUAACGAUCCUAGAACAAGAUUUAUAUAAUGGCGUAGAGGCUAUGGUGAAAGAUGCCAUUGUAGAAAAGCCGGUGCAAGACCCUUCAGGCACAUUUAACUUGUGUUAUGUGGCCGGGACUAACAUCAAUGUUCCGGAAAUGGUGUUCCAUUUCACCGGUGCCGACAUUCGGUUGCGACCGAUCAACACAUUUCAAGUUAACGGCAACUUGGUUUGUAUGAUGAUAGUUCCAACCAAUUCUAACCCCUCUGUCUUUGGAAGCUAUGCACAAGUAAAUUUUCAGGUGGAAUAUGAUCUUCAAAACAGGACCGUCUCUUUUGCCCCAACAGAUUGUGUCGGAAAAUAAACUUGUAGUUAGACUAGGUUUCUUGCUUUAU
Messenger RNA from Hibiscus syriacus, 1297 nucleotides. Its product is annotated as aspartic proteinase CDR1-like. NCBI's taxonomy places the organism in Eukaryota, Viridiplantae, Streptophyta, Magnoliopsida, Malvales, Malvaceae. The coding region runs from base 1 to 1266 and encodes 421 amino acids. The record is from RefSeq and is a predicted model, not a curated record. Gene Ontology annotation, cellular component: extracellular region. The transcript has a single exon.